Molecule: messenger RNA, 4689 nt
Organism: Scomber scombrus (Atlantic mackerel)
Lineage: Eukaryota; Metazoa; Chordata; Actinopteri; Scombriformes; Scombridae
Product: histone deacetylase 4-like
Exons: 27
Coding region: 460-3723 (1087 amino acids)
Biological process (GO): negative regulation of transcription by RNA polymerase II; chromatin organization
Cellular component (GO): histone deacetylase complex
Molecular function (GO): histone deacetylase activity
Source: RefSeq, a predicted model, not a curated record
UUCGUCUCCCCCCUCCUCCUCUCUCUCUCUCUCUCUCUCUCUCUCUCUCUCCUUUGCGCGGAGUCUAACAUGGGAGAGGAAUAAAAAAAAACCCGCGGGACACAUGUUGGGACGUGUGGCUGUCUCCUGGCGUGUUUAGGUUGCUAGACAGUGAUCGUUGGAGUAGUCAAACACAGAAGGCUCAUGGGGAUUGGCUGCUGCUGCCGCUGGACAUCUGAAGGAUCCUUGAGGGAUCGUCCUGCUGGAUCAGCCUGAACACACACUUUGAAAACACACAUCCAAGGUUUUGGCAGGAUAACGAUCUCCCUGAUUGCCACUCUGUAAAUCACAUCUGCACUUGCACACACACACACACACACACACACACACACACACACACACACAAACACACACACACACACACACACAUUCACACACACGCCUGCUGUACUGCACUGGCACCUGACCGACCUGUCAGCGAUGACGUCACACAGCCACCAAGAGGGGAUCCUGGGGAAGGAGCAGCCACUGGCGGUUCUGAAGACAUCAGCGCUCAACCACAUCCCAACAGUGGACAUCAACUCGGCGCUGCCCCUGCGUCUCCCUCCAGCCGCCAUCCCCAUGGACCUGCGCGUGGACCAUCACCAGCACCAACAGCAGCAGCAGCAGGUGUCUUCGCUCUCCCCGCCCUGUCAGCAGUCCAGCGGGCAGGUUUCACCAUGCUCCUCUUUGCGGGAACAGCAGCUGCAGCAGGAGUUGCUCACCCUGAAGCAGAAGCAGCAGAUCCAGCGGCAGAUCCUCAUCGCUGAGUUCCAGCGGCAGCACGAGCAGCUCUCCCGUCAGCACGAGGUCCAGCUCCAGGAACACAUCAAGCAGCAACAAGAACUGCUGGCGUUGAAGCACCAGCAGGAGCUGCUGGAGCACCAGAGGAAAAUGGAGAACCACCGUCUGGAGCAGGAGCUGGAGAAACAGCAACGGGAGCAGAAACUGCAGCUGCUGAAGAACAAGGAGAGGGGCCAAGAGAGUGCUGUGGCCAGUACUGAGGUGAAGAUGCGUCUCCAGGAGUUCGUCCUUAACAAGAAAAAGGCCCUGGCCCAGCGGAGCCUCAACCAAGGAGGCCUCCCCAACGAUGCUCCCUACUGGUACCGAAAAACCCAGCACAGCUCCCUGGACCAGAGCUCGCCUCCACAGACUGGUGUGUCCACCUACAACCACCCUGUGCUGGGCGUCUACAACCCCCGGGACGACUUCCCACUCCGAAAGACCGCCUCUGAGCCUAACCUGAAGCUGCGCUCCAGGCUGAAGCAGAAGGUGAGCGAGCGAAGGAGCAGUCCGCUGCUGCGCCGUCGAGACAGCCCCAUCACCUCCGCCAAGAAACGCUCCCUCGACAUGGCAGACUCCGUUUGUAGCAGCGCCCCUGGCUCAGGCCCAAGCUCCCCGAAUAACAGCUCCAAUAACAUCCCCAAUGAGAACGGCAUCACUGUGUCACUCUGCAACAACACGGAGGCAUCUCUGGCCCAGAGGCUGUGCAGCGGUGCUGAGCGGGGCUCCGUUAACCAGCUGUCCCUCUACACUUCACCAUCCUUACCCAACAUCACCCUGGGGCUGCCCGCCACAGCCACGGCCACUGCUGCUUCCAAUGUCACCUCAGCCCAGCAGGAUGGAGGUCUGCAGCCGGCCCUCUCCCUCAGCCCUCCCUUCCUCUCCGGUGGCCACUUGACCCCCUACCUAGCCGAGGCAGGAGCGGGAACAGGCGGGCACGGUGGGCACAGUCCACUCCUGCAACACAUGGUGCUCAUGGAGCAGAGUCCAGCACAGAGCCCCCUGGUGACAGGCGUAAGCGGCUUGUCCAUGUCAUCGGCGGCCUCCAUGGCCAAGCUGCAGCGGCAGCACCGGCCCCUGGGGAGGACCCAGUCUGCCCCGCUGCCCCAGGGGAGCGCGGCCCAGGCCCACGCCCAGGCCUUGGCCCUGCAGCAGCUGGUGGUCCAGCAGCAGCACCAGCAGUUCCUGGAGAAGCACAAGCAGCAGUUUCAGCAGCAGCAGCUCCACCUCAACAAGAUGAUGGCCAAGCCCAGCGACUCACCUGUGGGCCGUCAGCACCAGAGCCACCCGGAGGAGACGGAGGAGGAGCUACGUGAGCACCAGGAUGGCGGCUCCCUGCUGCCGGGGAUCACCAUCAAGCAGGAGCCCCCCGACCCGCAGGAGCUCCAGGAGGAGGCGCUACAGCAACACAGGGAAAGGCAGGCAGAGCAGGAACUCCUCUUCAGACAGCAGGCACUGUUGUUGGAGCAGCAACGGAUUCACCAGCUGAGAAACUACCAGGCCUCCAUGGAGGCUGCCGGCUUGUCAAUCUCCUUCCCGGGACACCGCCCCCUGUCCAGGGCCCAGUCCUCUCCAGCUUCUGCCUCCUCUUUCCCAAUCAGUGUGCCAGCUCCCGAUCCACCUGUCAAGCCUCGCUUCACCACAGGCCUGGUGUACGACUCUCUAAUGCAGAAGCACCAGUGCAUGUGCGGCAACACCAACAGUCACCCGGAGCACGCGGGCCGCAUUCAGAGCAUUUGGUCGCGGCUGCAGGAAACCGGACUAAGAGCACAGUGUGAGUGCAUCCGUGGGAGGAAGGCCACACUGGAAGAGCUGCAGACGGUUCACUCUGAAGCCCACGUCCUGCUGUAUGGAACCAACCCUCUCCGACAGAAACUUGAUUGUUCAAUCACUCCCAUGUUUGUACGGCUACCGUGUGGAGGAGUGGGGGUGGACAGCGACACCAUUUGGAACGAGGUCCACUCUUCCAGCGCGGCACGGCUCGCUGUCGGCUCCGUGGUGGAGCUGGUCUUCAAAGUGGCCACUGGGGAGCUGAAGAAUGGUUUUGCUGUGGUCCGCCCCCCCGGACACCACGCAGAGGAAAGCACUCCCAUGGGCUUCUGCUACUUCAACUCCGUGGCCAUCGCCGCCAAACUGCUGCAGCAGAGACUCAACGUCAACAAGAUCCUCAUCGUGGACUGGGAUGUUCACCAUGGAAACGGCACCCAGCAGGCGUUCUACGAUGACCCCAAUGUUCUUUACCUGUCUAUGCAUCGCUAUGACGACGGCAACUUCUUCCCAGGAAGCGGAGCACCUGAUGAGGUGGGAAGUGGUCCUGGAGUCGGGUUCAACGUCAACGUCGCCUUCACCGGAGGUCUCGACCCACCCAUGGGAGAUGCAGAGUACCUGGCUGCCUUCAGGUCAGUGGUGAUGCCCAUAGCCAACGAGUUUGCCCCGGACAUUGUGCUGGUGUCUUCUGGCUUCGACGCGGUGGAAGGACACCCUCCACCGCUGGGAGGCUACACCCUGACGUCCAAAUGUUUUGGCUAUCUGACCAGGCAGCUGAUGACCCUCGCUGGAGGCCGGGUGGUCCUGGCUCUGGAGGGGGGUCACGACCUCACCGCCAUCUGUGACGCCUCUGAAGCUUGCGUGGCCGCCCUGCUAGGCCAGGAGCUGGAUCCGCUGCCAAAGGCCGUCCUCGAGCAGAGGCCCAACCCCAACGCUGUCCGCUCCAUGGAGAAAGUUUUAGAGACUCACAGUAAGUACUGGCGCUCAGUGCAUCGCUACUCACCGCGGCUGGGUCUCUCCCUGCUGGAGGCCAAACGAGGAGACUCGGAGGAGGCUGAGGCCGUCAGCGCUAUGGCCUCUCUGUCUGUGGCCAACACCAACACUAUGGAUCACAGGCCGGAGGAGGAACCGAUGGAAGAGGAGGAACCACUGUAACGGAGGGAAAACGUGAGGGUGUCACACUGUUAACCUUUGACCUCUCCGGAGAAGAGUCUCGACUGAUCCCUUCAUUUAGUCCCCCCUAACCCCACUCACCACGUCAGUCACCUUGAUUGGCGGCCCCUCGGCCAAAACGAGGGAGAGGGGGUGGGCUCAGCCUCAGAGUAGGGAGCCAAUCAGGAGACAGAGGACUGAAUUGGGAAAAAAAAAAAUUGAACAUAAAAGCGAUGCUUGGCGGCGCUCGCUCAGAGACACUCAUUUUUUUCUGUCAGUCUUCGCACCACCUCCACGUUAGCCCACAGCGGCUAACCAAGUGACCUCGGUAGCGGGGCGAGUGUAUUUGGAGCGGGGGCGAGAUCAGGUCUCAUCACAGAAAGGUGUGAUAACAGAAACAUACGGUGCUUUAUACGGCUACCCUCUGACCACAUCCAGUAUGGACACCAGGGACAGCAGACGUUCCCGGCUGUCGAACGCAGCUCGGGAGUUUUCUUUUCUCUUUUCUCGACUAUUUUCCUGACAAAAUAAGGGCAUCGCAGCAACCGAGAUAAUACUUUACAAGUUCACUGUGGACUUUGGUGUGGCCGAAGUUAAAGUAGGCUUUUACGAAGACUCGAUGAUCUCGCGAUGAGACGUGUCACCUCGCUGUCGCCGAAAGUUGACGAAUGGGAGGAGUGCCUUGGUGAGAGGGUCCGCUGGAUUUCAGGAUUGUUCAGGAAAAGAUUGCCUUAAGUUAAAAGAUUUUUUUUUCGUCGCAACAGAAGCGGAGCGAGGGAGGGAAACGGGGGGGGGGGAAGAGUUCCAGUCCUUCGCGGGACGAGAACGAGACGAAAAAUAAAGCAAACAAUCUUUCAGCAUGUUUACUUGGAACGUGACGCAGACAACAUUUAUGUCUCUCACAGCCUCUCUUGAAGAGUUACUUUACUUUUGGAUGGAUCUAUUUUUCUGUAAAAAAAAGAAAAGAAA